This is a messenger RNA of Striga asiatica, 417 nucleotides long. Lineage: Eukaryota; Viridiplantae; Streptophyta; Magnoliopsida; Lamiales; Orobanchaceae. The record is from the annotation of a GenBank genome assembly.
AUGAGGAGAGGGACUAUGAAGAAGGAAACGACUUUUAUGAGAGUUGACUCUUUGGCCAGAGACAUUUUCAAAUCGUUCGAGAGUGUGAGAAAGGAGGUGAAGAUUGCGGUGAGAUGCUUGGGAGAAGAUGAGGACAUCAUCCGCGUUCUCAGCUUCGGAGGCUUCAGACUGGGCAUGGGCGACGCGGGCAAAAACAUUCCCAAAGGUGGACCUGUUCCAGGCUUUAAGAUCAUGCUUAAGCCUGGCAAGCUUAUGAAGAAGUUUGUUAAGGCCGAAAGAAGGGGAUGGGAUGGACCAAGAGUCUUUGACUACCUAGAGGAAAAGGUGGUGCCGAGUCCACAUAUUCUAGAAACGGAAGGAGGCUUUAGGUUUGGCAGAAAGCGGGCUAAAUUUGCAAAGCAAAGCAUUAUGGUCUGA